GAGAAACGGCAGACGAGGAUAGGAAGAGUGACUGAGAGGAUAGAGAGCAUCUGAGAGAGAGGGUUCGCAUGCAGGACAGCAGGCAGACGUUGGAUAGCUUUUUUUUUUUUUUUACUUCCACCACAACUGCUACAGCGGAGGAGAUGCUUAUGUGAGGAGAGCAAUUGAUUGUGCAUAGUAAGCAAGAAGCUUUCUUCCUUUGUACUGAUAAAAAGCAGGAAUUAAUGAAUUGCUGCAUCUUAGAGUGUCUCAUCAUGGACGACUCUAGGGAACCUACUGAAUAGAUCUCAGCACUGCAUCAUGGUUCAGCAAAGAACCCACAAAUACUCAUCAGUCAUGGAUGGCAAUUCUACCAGAGAGGUCUUUGUGGGACUGGCGGCAGAGGAUGAUGCUGAGGUGUUUGGACAUGUACCUUCUAACAAAGACCCCAACUGGUGCAAAACUCCAACUGGGCACAUCAAGAGACCAAUGAAUGCUUUUAUGGUCUGGUCCCAGAUUGAGAGACGGAAGAUCAUGGAGCAGUGGCCUGACAUGCACAAUGCUGAAAUUUCAAAGCGCCUUGGAAAGCGCUGGAAACUACUGCCUGAUUAUGAGAAGAUACCCUUCAUCAAAGAGGCUGAAAGGUUGCGUCUAAAGCACAUGGCUGACUAUCCUGACUACAAGUACCGGCCCAGGAAGAAGAGUAAGUGCUCCACUCCUGUGAAACUUAGAGAGAAGUUGCCUAUGAAAUCCAGCAAGUCCCAUUCAGGAAGAUCUACUGGGCUCUCCUGCAAAGGGCUAAAGAUCAAACCCGCUUCUACCAAGCCUAAAAUGAACUUUAAUGGCAAUAAAUAUAAGAGCUACAGCGAGAGCAUGAGUGAUGACGACAUGAUGGAUGUAAACAUAGAAAGUCCAGUGACUCUGCAAGAUGAUCACAACCCGUCAAGUCACUUUGUCCUUCACCAGCAGGCUACCAUUCCCUCUGAGGACCAGCAACCAGUUCCUGAGCUCAGAGUGAAAGUGCCCAUCUCUCAAACCAGCAGCAUCCAGAGUCUCUCCUCGGAUAAUGAGUGCCAGGCACUCCCGGAGUGCACAACGAGCGAGCCACGAGGGUCGACUUCUGGAAGAUCCUCCACUCCAACCUCAACCAGCUCCUCCUCUUUGGUGUCAUCAGCUUGUUCGGAUGAGGAAUUGGACGAGGAACUCUUGCAUAUCAUUUCUAACAGUAUGCCUAUGGACUGCUCCGCUCUGGACAAGGACUUCGAAGCAUUUCAUGCUAACUCAGGAUCCCAUUUUGACUUCCCAGAUUACUGCACUCCAGAGGUGAAUGAAAUGAUUUCUGGGGACUUGCUCGUGCCCAGCAUCUCAGACCUAGUGUUCACCUACUAAAGUCGAGCCCUCUGUAAUGUGGUCAGGCCUGCAUAGCUGCCAAUUUGAAAAUAUUUUGUCCAUGUUGUACUUGGACAAUUCCUUUUUUCCAUGUGUUUAUUUUUCUCACUGAAUUCCAUAAGUGCUAUUGCUUUCCUUUCCAAGCAUGUCACAUCUUGUUAGUUUAGCUAACAGACACACAGGGCUUUGCAGAGCUGUUCAGGACAUUAAGACAUUCAGAUUUUGUUUAGCUCUUCAGAGGCAGUUGGGUGUAGUUCUUAAGACACAGUACCUGAUGGGCAGCAGUUAGAGGCAAGGAUUUAUAUCAAUUUAAAGGGACAAUUCACCCAAAAAAGAAAAUUCGGUCAUCAUUUACUCAUCUACAUGAAUUACUUUCUUCACAAAAUACAAAAGAAGAUACUUUGAAGAAUGUGUCAGCUGUUUUUGU
Molecule: messenger RNA, 1795 nt
Organism: Sinocyclocheilus rhinocerous
Lineage: Eukaryota; Metazoa; Chordata; Actinopteri; Cypriniformes; Cyprinidae
Product: transcription factor SOX-11-like
Exons: 2
Coding region: 301-1368 (355 amino acids)
Biological process (GO): brain development; negative regulation of transcription by RNA polymerase II; positive regulation of transcription by RNA polymerase II
Cellular component (GO): nucleus
Molecular function (GO): RNA polymerase II cis-regulatory region sequence-specific DNA binding; DNA-binding transcription activator activity, RNA polymerase II-specific
Source: RefSeq, a predicted model, not a curated record